Magnolia sinica is the source of this 533-nucleotide messenger RNA. Its product is annotated as protein transport protein Sec61 subunit gamma. Gene Ontology annotation, molecular function: transmembrane protein transporter activity. NCBI's taxonomy places the organism in Eukaryota, Viridiplantae, Streptophyta, Magnoliopsida, Magnoliales, Magnoliaceae. Gene Ontology annotation, biological process: post-translational protein targeting to membrane, translocation; protein targeting. The coding region runs from base 89 to 298 and encodes 69 amino acids. The record is from RefSeq and is a predicted model, not a curated record. Gene Ontology annotation, cellular component: Ssh1 translocon complex; membrane. The transcript has 3 exons.
CAAACUUGUUUCUCUCGUGUCUGCUGCUCGUUUUCUUCUCCCUCUCGUCUCAGAUCUAGGGUUACAUUUCUAUUCGUCUCCUUUCCUCAUGGAUGCCCUAGAUUCCGUCGUCGAUCCCUUGCGAGAAUUCGCCAAAGAUAGCGCUCGUCUCGUGAAGAGAUGCCACAAACCGGAUCGGAAAGAAUUCACGAAGGUCGCGAUCCGGACGGCGAUCGGAUUCGUCGUAAUGGGGUUCGUGGGGUUUUUCGUGAAGCUGAUCUUCAUUCCGAUCAACAAUAUAAUCGUCGGAUCUGGUUAGGUUGUAUGCGGGGUAAGUCGAUUGGGGGCCAGAAGUUCUCUCCAAGAAGUGGAGAUAGAAAAGACUGAUAGAUACACAAACUCUCUUGAUGCCUAGGCUUCUUUUUUUCUUUUUCUUUUUUGCUGUGAUAGACAUAUACCUCCCAAGCUUUUGGGAUUCAACUUACUUUUAAGUACCCUUCUUUUCUUUUUCUUGAAAAUUAAUGUUGAUUUGCAGAUUUUAGGUUGGUUUUCUA